CGUUUUGGACACUGGUGAAUCCCGCUGUUGCGUCUGCCAUUUGCGAACUUGGAAAAACUGCUUUCCCAGGGUGUAUUUUAAAGUAGGCAAACAACGUAUUGUUUAGACGCAUGGUGGUUGCGUCUAAACAACACAUUGGUUACACAUUUUGAUGUAUUUGUACACGAGUGUGGAAAUAUAGUGAGGAAGAUUGAUAAUUAUUGACCUCUGUCCUGGUGCUUAUCAUAAAAAAUCACCUGGGGGCGUUUACCUUUGGAACAGGAGAAUGCAAAGACUGCAGGUUUUGAAGGAAGCUUUCCUAGGCUUGGACGCUGUCCAUCAGAGGCUUCUGAUAGGAACAGCUGUGGCAGCAGGGGGAGCACUGGCAUACAUAGUGCACAAAAGAAGAGAGGUCAAAAGUAUUCCUCUUGGUGAGGGAUGGUGGGGUGCAGGGGAGAAGCCACUGUCAGAGGAUGAUAAAAUAUAUACCUUUGAAGUGCAAACCUCAGAUGAAGACAUUAAGGACCUCCAUGAGCGAAUCGACAGAACCCGCUACACUGAUCCCUUAGAAGAUAGUGGCUUUCAUUAUGGAUUCAACUCCACUUAUCUCAAGAAAGUGGUUUCCUAUUGGAGACAUCAGUUUGACUGGAAAAAGCAGGUGGCAGUGCUUAACAAGUAUCCCCACUUCAAAACUAAAAUUGAAGGACUGGAUGUACAUUUCAUCCAUGUGCGGCCACCACAUCGUGAGAAUCAGACGGUUCUGCCUCUUAUGCUUGUUCACGGCUGGCCUGGCUCCUUCUUUGAGUUCUACAGGAUUCUGCCACUUCUCACUGAGAACCAGGAUGGUGUUGUGUUUGAGGUCAUAUGCCCAUCUAUACCUGGCUACGGUUUCUCAGAAGCCCCUCAUAAACAAGGAUUUGACAGUCUUGCCGCCGCCAGAGUAUUCCUGACACUGAUGGAGCGUUUAGGGUUCUCCCAGUUUUAUCUUCAGGGAGGAGACUGGGGCUCCCUCAUCACCACCAACAUGGCACAGAUGAAACCUCAGUGUGUCAAAGGUCUCCACUUAAACAUGCUUGGCCAUGUUAAUGGAUUCAAGGUGUUGCUGUCCCUCCUGAUUGGUCCUUAUCUGCCCUUCUUGGUGGGCUUCAGUAAAGAAGAUGUCCGCCGAUUGUUCCCUUUCUUUGAGAAGAAUGUCUGGGAUAUCCUGAGGGAAACAGGCUACCUCCACAUUCAGGGCACUAAACCUGACACUGCAGGCUGUGGAGUGAAUGACUCCCCUGUGGGCUUGGCUGCCUACAUUCUGGAGAAGUUCUCCACCUGGACCAAUCGGAUGAACAGAGACCUGGCAGAUGGUGGGCUGGAGAGAAAAUUCAGCCUUGACGACCUCUUGACGAAUGUCAUGAUCUACUGGACUACAGGCUCCAUAGUGUCCUCCAUGCGCUUCUACAAAGAGAACUUGAAGAGUAAUAUUGAAAACAGAGUGGACUCGAGGGUAGGGAUAUUUGUGCCCACUGGAAUGGCCGCCUUCCCUGCGGAGCUGAUGCACGUCCCUCAUUCGUGGGCAAAAACUAGGUUUCGAAACAUCUACUCCUACACUUUAAUGCCUCAAGGGGGUCACUUUGCUGCCUUUGAGGAGCCCCAGCUGCUGGCCAACGAUUUUGUCCAGUUUGUAAAAAAGGUGGAGAAAUUCUGAACCUGUUGAUGCACUCAGACCAAUGUAAUUAUGGUACAUCUGUUCUUUAUUAUUGCUGUUGUGUUAGAUUUUGAUCAUUCCAAAUGAGACCCAUACGCACAUCCUUGUAAGUAAAUUGUUUCUAACACUAUAAUGCCUCAUUGCUUGAUCUGUGUAGAAAACUGCAGAACUGUUGAAAUCAUAUCCAGGUUUUAAUAAAUGUAAACAUACACAGAUGAUACAGGCACGUCAAUGUGCCUGAGGAUUGGUUUA
Scomber scombrus (Atlantic mackerel) is the source of this 1924-nucleotide messenger RNA. It is a transcript of the gene ephx5, whose product is annotated as epoxide hydrolase 5. Lineage: Eukaryota; Metazoa; Chordata; Actinopteri; Scombriformes; Scombridae. The record is from RefSeq and is a predicted model, not a curated record. Gene Ontology annotation, biological process: arachidonate metabolic process; epoxide metabolic process. The transcript is spliced from 9 exons. Bases 266 to 1672 code for a protein of 468 amino acids. Gene Ontology annotation, molecular function: epoxide hydrolase activity.